Messenger RNA from Microthlaspi erraticum, 342 nucleotides. The record is from the annotation of a GenBank genome assembly. Lineage: Eukaryota; Viridiplantae; Streptophyta; Magnoliopsida; Brassicales; Brassicaceae.
AUGGACGUUAGUGGAGAGCAUCAAGUCUUCACUCUAGGAGCUCAAAACACUUGGAGAAUGAUCGAAUGUAAGUGUCCCCAUCUCCCUAUAACUCAAGGUAUAUGCAAGAAUGGGGUUGUUUAUUAUCGAGCUUGGUCUUUCACUCCUGACAAAAAAUAUCAGGUAGUAGUGAGCCUUGAUAUGAAAUCUGAAGGGUUUAAUCUUAUGACAUUACCUGAUUAUGUCAAAAUCGAUCAAUAUGCAAACAAGAAUGGACAAAAGUUUCUGUCGUUCGUUGUUGGAAACAUUUACUUGGCAAUGGGGUAUCACACUGCAGAGGUACUAUCAGCACCGGGGAGCUAA